AAAUCAGGGAUUAGGAAUGGCGGGGGGGGCCUUUAGGUAAGAACGACAGUGUCGUCUUGUGUGCAUUGUGUCGUGUCCGGAUUGUUUUACUUUUUAUGCAUCAUUCUGUAACAAUUAACGAUUCAAAUUAUAGUAAAUUCGUCGUAUAGUUCUUGUAAAGUGUUAAAUAAACAUUAUGAGGAUUUGGAGAUCAGAACACACAUUUAAUCACACAUGGGAGACCGUGACACAGGCAGCUUGGAGAAAAUAUCCUAAUCCAAUAAAUUCAUCGAUUAUUGGAACUGAUGUUAUUGAUAGGAAAGUUAUGGAUGGAAUCCUACACACACAUAGACUUGUUUCCUCUCGUUUUGGGUUUCCAAGGUGGGCUCAAGCAUUAAUCGGUCAUGCCAAAAUCUGUUAUGCCAGUGAGAAAAGCGAGGUUGAUCCAGUCAAUCGGGAGAUGAUUCUCAAAACGAGAAAUUUAACCUUUUGCAAUCACAUCGCAGUGGAUGAGACUGUCAGAUAUACACCUCAUCCAAAUGAUCCAGAAAAAACUUUACUCCAACAGGAAGCUGUGGUUACUGUUAGCGGUGUACCACUUACACAUUACAUGGAAGAAUUAUUAACAUCUAAAAUUUGUUUUAAUUCUGGCAUGGGUCGUCAAGCAAUGGAAUGGGUCAUCGAGAAAUUACAUUUAGAAGAAUUCGAUGAUCUUCUGAGUCAAACGGUUCGUCAAUUUGACGAUUUAACGACGAAAACCAGACGUGGAAUGGACGACCUACAAAGUGCCAUUAAAUCAUUUGACGAGAUUCACAAUCUUACGAGUAAUCCAUCGUCCCAAUCUAUGCCGAAAUUUUAGCUAUGGUUUCGCAUUAGCUUCAAUCUCUUUAAUUGAUUUCAAUUAAGUAAGGUACUAGAGAAUUAGGGGAUGGGGGAUGAUAAAAGGUUCACAAGCAGGAGAAUAAAAAAAGAAAGAAGAAGAAGAAGAAGAU
This is a messenger RNA of Polistes canadensis, 971 nucleotides long. RefSeq names its product protein slowmo (gene slmo). Gene Ontology annotation, biological process: phospholipid transport. The record is from RefSeq and is a predicted model, not a curated record. The coding region runs from base 176 to 838 and encodes 220 amino acids. Gene Ontology annotation, molecular function: phosphatidic acid transfer activity. Gene Ontology annotation, cellular component: mitochondrial intermembrane space. The transcript has 5 exons. Lineage: Eukaryota; Metazoa; Arthropoda; Insecta; Hymenoptera; Vespidae.